AUGACAGCUUCAGACAAGGCUCUGCAGACAUACCUCAUCCGGCAGCAGCUACUGGCAGGAAUUGCGCCUGAGAAUAUGAUACCAAUGAGGCCUCCCGCAAUUAGCCAGACCCAGGGCGGGAGCCAGGGCAUUGUGAACAGGCCGAAUAAUCCUUCUUUGAUGCAGAUCACGAACAACGGUAUUUCAAUCCCCCAAAUACCACCUGCGAGGUUCACUGGCGUACUUCACCCACUUCCUGUUCAGCCAACUAGGGGUUCCCACGGUCCUCUAUCUCCUCAGAGACAGCCAAUCUUCAGGAGCGCCAACAAUCCUGGUGCAGGUUUGAGAAUGCAACCUAUGGCUGGGGUUCGAUCCGAAGCUGCUCAAAGUAGGAAUACAGUGUCUCACGAAGGAUCGAGUGCUUCGAAUGGACGUCAAUCUGAGCUUCAUGCUAGUGAAAGAUCCCAUCAACCCUCCGAAGGGAGUCGGAUUAGAAGGGCAGAGACUCGGCGUCCCCCGCAGCGAAAUAGCCGUCUUGCCGUGUCUCAUCAGCAGGAUAGACCACAGCCUCGACUUCAACUUUUCCCUACCUUGUCUCGCGGCUCGAUCAGCCCUCUACCAGUGAGUAAUAGUAAUACCGCUCAGGAUACCGGUAGCAUGAGCUCAAAUACCACAGACCUCCCACACAAUAGCUUCGACAUCCUCCUAGCUUUCACUUAUCAUCAAGGUUUAGCCCUUGAGUUCACCAUGUAUCUCAACGUUGAAAAUUUGAUCAAUUUACUCGCAACCUCCAAGCCCUUCAAUCGGUUUGUGAAGAGAAACUAUUCAGAUAUCAUCAAACGCCAGGCGACGCGGGACGCUCCCGAAUCUUCUCAAAUAUUUCCAUUCAGAUGUUAUUCGAGGCUGUGCAUCGAUGAUACAAAUGUCAGGCGGCAACUUAUUCCUGCUCGCGACAUUGUAGGUGAAAACAACCUUGCGCCGUCCUUUUGCUGGUUGCAAAUGAUCAUCUACCGCGAGAAAACAGUCAAGAAUAUUAUGGAAAAAAUGCUCGUUGCGGGUCAUGGGUUGCCGAAGCCAUCUGAGCCAGCCAUCAAGAAGCUCUGGUUCCUCAUGGAUAUCCCAGAUAACAGACGUCGUGAAUGGACAAUAGCGAACCGUAACAUGUGGCAAGAUAUCGAACUUUUCUUCGCAAUGCUCUUCAUUGCUCAGCUCGAUGCGUUGUUGAGGAAGAAACGUUCGAAUAUCACGGGCCGUUUAUACCAUUUAUUGAUGGCUCAGCCUACUAUGACCGUUGUUUGGGAUGUCUUGAGGGAUGUUGCUCUUCGAAACGAGUUUGAGACUCUCAAAUCCUUUGUCCGUUGGAAGUAUACUCCUUUGCCACACGAGACUGAUCUGUACGUUUAUGGGGUUCCUCCUCACGAGGUUGGAGCACUUCAAUAUGAAGGAUACGGCCGACAUGAAAGAGUCACAAAAUUUGUCCAACCAGAUGAGCUCAUCUUGAGGGAAAUGGCCAGAAGGCAGCUUAACCUUGGUGAUAUGUACAAGGACAUCUUCUUGAUGGGUAACGGGGCCCGUUACUAUUCACGAUCCGCUCAAGCCGCAACUCCUUGGGAUGAAGAAAUGAAGCGACAGGCGGAUGCGCAAGGUAUUGACUGGCAAAAUGUUGUGAAAUUGAACUAG
Molecule: messenger RNA, 1659 nt
Organism: Aspergillus pseudotamarii
Lineage: Eukaryota; Fungi; Ascomycota; Eurotiomycetes; Eurotiales; Aspergillaceae
Exons: 1
Coding region: 1-1659 (552 amino acids)
Source: RefSeq, a predicted model, not a curated record